AUUUUGUGGGCAUCUUCGAGUUCUUCUUUGCCACUGAGGGGUUUUGACCAAAAACUUUUCUUUUCUAUCAAUUUGGUGGGAAAAAUAAACAGCAGCAUCACGGGCAUUCUGAUUCAAAAACUUAAAAUAUUUUGGGGACAUGUAUUUGCUGCAAGAGUGGCUGGAAAUAUCUUUGUGCUAAAAAUCAAAUGCAUUGAAAUUUUGCCUCAUUCUGGAAGCUUUUAAUGGCAUACUGGGACUCUAAAUAGCCAUAGGAACAAUAGGAGCAUCAUUAUCAGAUAUGGAGUGUAAUAGAGAUGAGGCUAUCAGGGCUAAAACAAUUGCUGAGGGAAAGUUAGAGAAGAAGGAUUUUGCAGGUGCAAAAAAGUUUGCCCUGAAAGCAAAGGCUUUAUAUCCUGCACUUGAAGGCCUUUACCAAUUGUUAACGAUUCUUGAUGUAUACAUCUCUGCUGAAAAUAGGAUAAGUGGCGAAGUGGACUGGUAUGGAGUGCUGGGAGUGAACCCCUCUGCAGAUGAUGACACUGUGAGGAAACAAUAUCGGAAGUUAGCCCUUAUACUUCACCCGGAUAAAAAUAAAUCUGUCGGUGCUGAUGGUGCAUUUAAACUUCUCUCGGAGGCUUGGAGCUUGUUAUCUGACAAAUCUAAGAGGUUAGCUUAUAACCAGAGGAGAAGCUCUAAAGGGUUUCAACAGAAAGGCCCAACGCAUCCUGGUGGUCCUUCAGCAUCGUCACGAGCUAAUGGAUUUCAUAAUUUUAGUGGCAAGACAAGUUCAUCUUCAAAGUCCCAGAGUGCAAGUGCCCGUGCACACCCUACUAAUGUUAAUCCUCCAUCCCAUCAAAGAAAUGAUACUUUCUGGACCAUAUGCCACCGUUGCAAGAUGCAUUAUGAAUAUCUGAAGAUAUAUCUUAAUCACACUCUUCUCUGCCCUAAUUGUCAAGAGGCAUUUUUGGCAACAGAGACACCCCCACCAUUCGAUCAUCCCAGGCCGUCUAAUGCAAACUCUCGACAGCAUCAGAAUAUAGGCAAUCCUGCAUCCAAUGGCAACCAGUUUCACUCUGGAAGAAAUGUUGCAUCUAGUAAACUUUCAGGACAUGCACCAGGAGGUCAUCACACUGCUAAUUUCUCAAACAUCAAUUGGGAUCCACUUUCUGGAGCAUCUGGGAUUGGUAAUACUGAUCCUUCAAUUGCAGCAAAAGCAGCAAAUGUUGUCCAACAGGCACAUGAGAGGAUGAAAAGGGAACGUGAUAGUUCACAGACUGCUACUGGGUGGGAUAGAGCUCAUGUUUCUGGAUCCAUUCCCAAAGAUGAGAUGCUAUUUAAACAGAGGAGACUAAAUGAGGAUAUUACCCGGUAUGGUUCAAAUGCAGCACGGAAUACAGAUAGGGCCUUUGGUAUUUCUGCUAAUUAUAGUAAACUUAACAUCCCUAGGGAGUUGACACAUGUUGAGAUCCGUAACAUGCUGAUGGAGAAGGCUAAAAAGGACAUAGUCAGAAAACUGAAUGAGUGGAGAUUAGAACCAGUGCCAAAGGCUCUAAAAACAGAGAAAGAAAGGAUAAAAGUAAACAAGAAAGGGAAAGCCGGAACUGCAAAGGUUUCUGGACAUGGAACAAAUUGGAACUCUAAUUCAUCUUCCUUGAAGGAAGUACCAAAUGCAAAUAAUAAUAUUGCGGCUUCUGCUGGUGAUGUGAAUGAGGUUGAUCCUGUAACAGACUCUAUGAAUGUUCCUGAUCCUGAUUUUCAUAAUUUUGACUUGGAUAGGACUGAAAGUUGUUUUGGAGACAAUGAAGCCUGGGCGGCAUAUGAUGAUGAUGAUGGCAUGCCUCGUUUCUAUGCUUUGAUUCAUAAAGUGAUCUCAAGGAACCCAUUUAAGGUGAAGCUCAGCUGGCUAAACUCAAAAACCAAUAGUGAAUUUGGUCCAAUGGAAUGGGUAGCUUCAGGAUUCUAUAAAACAUGUGGGGAAUUCCGGGUUGGAAGACAUGAAAUGAGCACGUCUAUUAAUUCUUUCUCCCAGAAGGUCAGGUGGUCUAAAGGUCCACGUGGAACUAUUCACAUAUUUCCUAAAAAAGGGGAAACUUGGGCCCUUUACAGAGAUUGGUCUCCCAAUUGGAGUGAGCAUACCCCUGAUGAAGUGAUACACAAGUACGACAUGGUUGUACUACUCGAUGACUACAAUGAGGAAAAAGGUGUCUCUGUUGCCCCACUAGUGAAGGUUGAUGGUUUUAAAACAGUAUUUCAACCCCAUCUGGACCCAGAAAAGGUAAAACGAAUACCAAAAGAAGAGAUGUUCCGUUUCUCGCAUCAGGUCCCAAGCUACUUGCUUACAGGUGAAGAAGCUCAAAAUGCUCCGAAGGGUUGCUUGGAGUUGGACCCUGCUGCUACCCCACUAGAACUUCUUCAGGUAACAACUGAUGCUAAUCAGGUGACAACGCAGAGUAAUGGAGACGGUAAAGGAAAUCUACUACCGAAUUCUCAGGAAACAAGGAUAAGUGAGACUGCUGCAGCUCUUGGGCAUGGGGAAGCUAGCUAGGAAAUAGUGAUGACAGCAAGAAAAUAGACAGGGUGGGCUAUACUGAAAUUGAGAAGGGACUGAAAAUUUUGGUCAUGCCAAAUUAGUAGGGUGGAAUGAGGCAUUGAGUAUAUUUUUGAAGAUUAUUCUUUUGUUGUUAGUACUCCUAUGGGUGAUAUGGGGUUUGAUGCUGUAGUGGAAAAGAAAAAAA
Molecule: messenger RNA, 2717 nt
Organism: Ipomoea triloba (trilobed morning glory)
Lineage: Eukaryota; Viridiplantae; Streptophyta; Magnoliopsida; Solanales; Convolvulaceae
Exons: 3
Coding region: 281-2527 (748 amino acids)
Source: RefSeq, a predicted model, not a curated record